Molecule: messenger RNA, 4524 nt
Organism: Symbiodinium necroappetens
Lineage: Eukaryota; Dinophyceae; Suessiales; Symbiodiniaceae
Source: the annotation of a GenBank genome assembly
AUGGCCCGAUGUGCACCAGGCAUGCAUUGUAUCUGCCUCGUUCUCACGAUUCCCAUCCAGUCUAUCCACGCCAUAUUGAGAAGCUCUGCUUGGAGCCAUCCUGUGGGCUUGGCUGCCCCUUCAUUGAGGGCCCGGCCUCUACUUCGCAGGGCAAGCCACAGGCCGUCAGAAGAGGUGCAGCACAGCCACAGCCACUUUCCACCUGUUUUGUUGGAGGCUGGCCGAUCCAGGGCACAGAGUGCUCUCCGCCUUAGACAGGAUGAGAAGCACUCGCAUGUCUACGUCAUCAGAAGUUUUGGUCGUGCGAAAGCUUUCCGGGAAAUGACGUGUGGCAUCUUAGAGAAGCUGCUGCCCUGUCUUGGUGUGUGCUUGCUGGCCGUGGCAGUGGACGAUCCAGAGCUGGAGACUUACCGACAGAAUGCAGGACCGUGGAAAGACCGAAUGCUUGUUGGUGUUCGUGGAGCUGAGCGGCAAGUUGCAUUCAUCGACCAGAUAAUGCCGAAGGGUGCUCCGGUCAUGGUGCUGGACGACAACAUUCUCAAGUUCAUGGACCGUGGUGAGACACUGACGAAGGGUCUGGACGAUCUGGUGGGCCUGGGCUUUGACUGCAUGCAUCGCGUGGGUGCAUCUGUUUGGUCGGUCAGCGACUCACCCAAUCCUGCGCACUGGAGUGACGAGGUAGAUGUGGGCAUUGGACUCGUGUACGGAGCUGCCUUUGGAAUGCUGGCAAGCCAUGAGGACUCCCGGUACUCAAGGUUUGGUCAGGUGCUGGACGAUGUGGAGAGGUCCUGCCGCUUCUAUGAGCAAGAUGGCAAGACCGUUCGCUUGGGCAGGCUCCAGGUGUACAAGAGGCAUGCGCCGGGCAUCUUCCAUGAAGAAAAGGGCGGCAUCUCCGCCAGUCUCUCGGCCAAGGCCUUCGCAGAGGAGGCAGACCGGGCCAAGUCCGCCUUACUUCGGCAAUUUCCACAACUGCUCGAGGCCACAAGCAGCAAGCUCGGCCUGCGAUUUCGGCACGGACUUGGCGCCGAGUCUCAGUCAGUACAGGUUCAGGCGGAAUCCGAGCGUCGACGUUUGGAGGAUGUGGUCAAGGGGCUGCAGAAAGAGAAAAAUGACUGGGAGCACGAACGGCGGAGUAUGAUCAAGAGAUACGAGGAGCUCCAACAUUCCAAGGUCCAGUCGGCCCAAGAGGAGGCCAGGCGGAAGGAGGAGGAGCUUCGGUCACAGAAAGAGCUCAACAAAAUCUUGGAGGCAGAUCUCCGGUCGGAGAAAGGAAGCGCCAACAGCUUGAAGGGCAAGCUCAAGGAGCUCGAGGAGCACUGCAGAAAGCUUAAAGUGGAGGUCGAUCAUCUUAAGACACGGCAAACAGACGCUGCAAGCAGGGAGGACCCCAUCGGCGGUAGCACCACAGGCAUCUCCCGCACAUAUGCUGGAGACAGUGGACACCGUACGCCGUCUGUUCCUCACACCGUUUCAGGUGUGCUCUCAGGGAGCUUGCAGGCACCGCCCGCCCCUUGCUCCAGCAUGGCGCCAACCUCUUCCAUGACAUCGGUUGGGCUUGGCCAGGUCUCCGCCUCUCCGUUGUCGGCCAGGCAGCCGGCCGGGGCCGGGCUCGGAGCCAGACACGCUUCUCCCCGUCACGCCUCUUGGAUGCCUCCGACAGGGCCAACCGUGCACGCUCCGUCAUCGCCUCACCUUCGGCAGCGCAUCCCGAGUCAGCGCGAUGUGACAUUGGACUCAGUUUCACAUGCUCCGCCGGUUCGCAAGCUGGUCUCUGAGAUCGAGAAGAGGAGCACCAGCCAGGGUGCUCCUACCACCAGGGAAGCAGCGCCCAUCAAUCGGCAGCUGGUUUUCCCGGCUGCGGACGCCACAAGUAUCAUCAAGACGUGCGGCACCAAGUGUUUCCUCAUGUUGUACAGUUCGACGGCCCAUGGCCUCAGUCCCUAUUCUAGCGACCGGACAUGUCUCCAUGACAUCAGCGGUUCGAGCCGGUUCACGCGAGGGUCAACCCGUGGCUCGGACCAUGCGAACGGUCACGCAGAGCUCCUCACGCUCGGCCUUCCAGGUGGAACCGGAGCCCGAGACACCAAACGCUUCUCCGAAUGUGACGCACAUGGAGGACCCAUCUCGAAACUUUGGCAUGUCUCCGAUCAAGCGUCAACCUUACACAAUCACUCGUGGAGGAGUGACAGGGCACCCGAUGACGCACUCACCUCCAUCGCGGCCAAUCUCUGUACAGGACAGGAUCCGACAAUUGAAUGCAAGCCGUUAUCGUUGAGCGAAGAGCUCCACGAGCUCUUCCUUAUCAACGCUGAACUUUCGAGCAGUCUUCUUGUACUAGAGCUCCAAAUGAUGCGACGAUUGAAUGGUCAGUUUCCAUCAGCGGCGCCACGACUGCCCACUGGGCGCAGGUCAGCAUUGGCAGUCUCCUGCCAGAGCAGACCGCCAUCCAACAGCUACCACAACUACACUUCAAGGACGCCUGAGCCAGCUCCCUGCGUGCUGACUGCAGCUUGUUUGGCUGCGUUUUGCCGCAACCGGCGCCAAGCAUCCACCCUGCGCCCUGCAACACAGGCGGUUACUGCGGUUACGGAGCCUGUGCGGCUGGAAGAGGUGUCCGCCUCCGAUGCUCCAGUGGUCGGCUUCUACGAGACCAUUCGCUCUCCGACCAAUGUUCCGCCGAUGACUUUUUCCGCAGUGAAGUCUUUGGGUACGCCCAGCGGGCCUGAGAUCGGCGAAGAAGUUUGGGUGCGCGCUCGCGUGGCGACAGUCCGCGUGAAGGGGAAGUCGACGUUUGUGGUUCUGAGACAAAGCAGCCUUCACACAGUUCAGGCCUGUAAGUUCAAGGACGCGGAGGAUGGAGGCGAAAGUGCCACAGCUGUGGCAAAGUUCUUCAAGUCCCUGCCGCUGGAAAGCCUCGUCGACCUUCGUGGAGUCAUUGCUGAGGCCAAUGUCUCGAGCUGCACUCAAAGCAAUGUGGAGCUCCAGAUCAAGCAGGUUUUCUGUGUCAGCCAAGCGGCGCCGCAGCUACCCUUUCUGAUCGCAGAUGCACAGCGCAGCGAGGCGGAGAUCGAGGCAUCGCAGGGCAGCAAGCGGCCCUUCGUCCGCGUGCUGCCGGACCUUCGCCUCGAUCACCGUUGGCUGGACCUCCGCGUGCCAGCGCACAACGCCACUCUUCGCAUUCAGUCUGCGAUCUGUCGCCUCUUCCGCGACAGUCUGACGAAGCGCGGCUUCGUGGAGAUCCACUCCCCGAAGCUCAUUGCUGGGGAGAGCGAGGGGGGUGCAGAGGUUUUCCGCGUGGAUUAUUUCGGGUCCAAGGCGUCGCUGGCACAGUCGCCACAGCUCUACAAGCAGAUGGCCAUCUCAGCAGACAUGCCCGGUGCGUUUGAGAUUGGUCCCGUGUUCCGUGCGGAGAACUCCAACACCCCUCGGCACCUGUGCGAAUUCACCGGCCUGGACUUCGAGAUGCCAAUCAUGUGGCACUACAACGAAGUGAUUCAGGUCAUUCACGAGACCUUGUCUGGUGCUUUCCAGGCCUUGGAGGAGGAGUGCGCUGAGGAGUUGAAAGUGGUGAGGCACAUGUACCCAUCAGAGGCCCCCAAGAUGCCAUCUCCAGCUGGGCCGCCCUGCAUCCUGCACUGGGGCGAAGCCAUGGAGAUGCUCCAAGAAGCAGCUGCCUCGAGUGGAUCACCUGGGAGAACGGACAUGAUGGCUGACCUUAGCACAGAGGAGGAGAGACUGCUGGGAAGUUUGGUUCUUGAGAAGUAUGGCUCGGACUUGUUCUUCCUGGACAGCUACCCCUCUGCUGUCAGGCCAUUCUACACCAUGCCAUCAAAGGACCAGCCCGAAUACUCCAACUCUUAUGACGUCAUCUUUCGUGGUCAGGAGAUCGGCAGCGGCGCACAGAGGUGCCAUGACCCGGAGCUUCUGGAGGCGAGAUGUUCGGAGCUUGGCGUGCCCACGGAGCCGCUGCAGGGCUACAUUGACUCCUUCCGACACGCGGUCUCUCCUCAUGGUGGUGUUGGGCUUGGACUCGAGCGUAUCGUGCAAUUGUAUUUGGGCCUGGACAACAUCCGCAAAGCAGCCAUGUUCACCCGUGAUCCAACGCGGCUGAGUCCAUGUAUGGCAGCGCUGCCAAAACGAUGGGCCUGGACAUUCCUCAAAGAGGGUCUCAAGUUCCGAAUGGGCCGUCUCUACGAGACAUUCUGGAACUCACAGUCCAACGUGAAGUACACCGUCGUGUUCCUCUACCCUGGAGCACUUUUCUGGGUCCGAUGGCGUGCCGAGACGCAGUACAAGUACAAUGUCUUCAUCGCAGACAAGGAGGUGGAACCUGAUAAGAAGCAGAACCUUUUCUUCACAUCCUGGACAAAUGGCUCCGUCUUCUACUUUCCUGCAAUGGCAACAGUGCAGGACUUGAAGCAGUCUGUCUACGGGGAUGCGUCCAAGGUGCCUCCUGCUGUUCGGGCAGGCUGCCAUGGACGCAUGAUGGAGUUGCUGUCUCUGCUUGGGCUCCACUUCGGGUGA